This is a messenger RNA of Melanaphis sacchari, 1032 nucleotides long. Its product is annotated as molybdopterin synthase catalytic subunit 1-like. Gene Ontology annotation, biological process: Mo-molybdopterin cofactor biosynthetic process. The record is from RefSeq and is a predicted model, not a curated record. NCBI's taxonomy places the organism in Eukaryota, Metazoa, Arthropoda, Insecta, Hemiptera, Aphididae. Gene Ontology annotation, cellular component: cytosol. The transcript is spliced from 3 exons. Gene Ontology annotation, molecular function: molybdopterin synthase activity. Bases 98 to 556 code for a protein of 152 amino acids.
UGUCAAUGAGAAUUAUAUAUCCGAUAAUUUGCAAAUCACCUUAAAAGAAAAGGAUAUUGUGGCUGUUAUCCCGCCAAUAAGUGGAGGUUAAAAAAAAAUGAUUGAUUUAAAAAUUGUAAAUUUUGAAUUGGACAUUGUCUCUGCUAUAAGUUCUGUCAACUCGCCACAGUGUGGAGCUGUAUCAAUAUUUAUUGGAACAACUAGAGAACAUUUUAAUGGGAAUAAAGUAAAAACAUUAUUUUACGAAGCUUACGAGUCAAUGGCGUUAAAGCAAAUGAAAAAUAUCACUGUUUUGACUAGACAAAAAUGGCCUGAAGUUGUGAAUAUUGCAAUACAUCACAGGAUUGGUGAAGUAAAAGUUGGAGAAGCUGGUGUAGUGAUUGCUGCUUCAUCUCCUCAUCGUAAACACGCUCAAGAAGCUGUCUCGUUUAUACUUGAAAGACUAAAAACCACAGUUCCCAUUUUUAAAAAGGAACAGUUUGAAGACGGCAGUGGUUUAUGGAAAGCUAAUGAAGAAUGCGCUUGGAAGAAUAAUAAUGAUACAUCAUAUUGUUAAAUGUUAAGCAUAAGUAACUAAACUUUAUCUUAUUUAGAUUCUUGAAUAUUUAAUAAUUAAAAUAGUUAUAGUAAUUAUGUUAUGGUUAUGAAUAAGUUAAGGAAUUUAAGAUCCACAUUAGUAUACACUAAGACUAUUUUGAUUACAAAUUUUUGAACUUUUACAAGUUGCUAUACAUAUGCUCAAGUAAAAAAAUUAUCCAUAAUUCACAUAAUUUUUAUACUUUUAACCAUUAAUAAUGCAAAAAAUACAUAUUAAUCCAAGUUAUCUAUAAGGAAUAGAUAGGUAUGGCGCACUAAAAUUUUUUGGAUGCAAAACAUUAAUAUUCCUUGAGGUAUGCCCAUGUUCAUUUAAAAACUUAACUCAAGAGUUCUUUUACUGAUAAUAAUUAAAAAUGUUUUUUGCACUCGUAUAUACUAACCAAGUGUUGUACUAUUGGUAGUAAUAAAAAAAAUACAAUUACAUAAUCAUCAAAA